Corythoichthys intestinalis (scribbled pipefish) is the source of this 2669-nucleotide messenger RNA. RefSeq names its product leucine-rich alpha-2-glycoprotein-like. NCBI's taxonomy places the organism in Eukaryota, Metazoa, Chordata, Actinopteri, Syngnathiformes, Syngnathidae. The transcript is spliced from 3 exons. The record is from RefSeq and is a predicted model, not a curated record. Bases 789 to 2663 code for a protein of 624 amino acids. Gene Ontology annotation, molecular function: protein binding.
CUGUGCUAAUUUUUUCGUCAGUUACUGUUCCUGUUGUUUCAUUAAUUGCUGGUUAUGUUAUAUGGUAACACUUUAUUUGACAGUGCUGCUGUAAGAUUGUCAUUGGACAAUCAUAAUUAUGACAUGAAACUGUCUUGAGCAUGAAUGAACGCUUAUAACAGAUGUUAUAUAAUGUCACCUGGCAAAUUAUCUCACUUUUGAAUGGAUGUAAAUGAUCCGAGCUGGACAUAAAUGGAGUUAGUGCCAUAGUUUCCCGGAUGACACUUAAUGACAUCUGUCAUAAGCAUUCAAUAAUGCCCAUGAUGGUGUCAUGUUAUAAUUAGGACGCUACUGUCAAAUAAAGCAUUAUCUAUUAACCCAAAUAAAUCAACAAAUAAGUUUCAGUGGACGAUAAGCCGCAGGAUUUAAAAUGAGGGGGAAAAGCGGAUUAUAGUCUGAAAAUUACGGUAAAUGCAUGUCCAAACUGGAGUACCCAAUGAAAUCUAAUGCAAGCUAAGGUAUAAAACGAGGUUCUGAACUGAGAUUCAAACCCAGCACCAUCUUACUGCCCUACAUUAACCCUCGUGUACACUAUCAUCACAUUUAAUAAGUGAAGUUCCUCUUCUGUUCUUUGGCUCCAAGUCACAUGGUCAGCUGCAACUGUCCGUCCUUGACUGUGCAGAGUGAGCAGCUUGUUUGCAUAGUAAGUAAUGAUUACAUUGGGAUUGAGCUCCCUGAAUGACUCGGUGGUUUUGCAGAUCCUGCAGCCGCGCUGACAUUCAUCCACAUUCAAGUAUCAGCACGACAAAAUGAACAUGUUUCGUGCUGUUGUCUUCUUCCUGGCUUAUUUCGGCCAUGCUACUUCAGCAUGCCCGGCGCUUUGCAAAUGCUACUCAAGAAGAUCAGAGGUGGUCUGCAACGAGGUCCCCCUGACCGAAUUCCCCUCUGUAGGUCUCCCAGAGAAUACCACUACCCUUACCAUCCAGUUCACUAACAUCACAUCCAUUUCUGAGGAGGAUCUCAAAGCGAUACCCAAGCUGAAGGAGCUCCACCUGUUCAGCAAUCACUUAAAAAACCUGUCCUCACAUCUCCUCAGGGGCGUGCCACACCUCACCACUUUGGACCUGACUGGCAACAAACUGAGGCACUUGCCUGCAGAUGUCUUCAGCCAUGCCCCGCUUCAAAUACUUGUGCUCAAAAACAACCUUAUCGAGAAAGCGGAAGCUUCGUGGCUUCCAGAUAACUCCAACCUUACCUGGCUGGACGUCUCUGGGAAUCGUUUGACGAAUGUCCCUGCGGAUUUUCUUAAAAAGAUCCCCCACUUGGAAAACCUUGACCUCUCCCACAACCAUCUAGAGAAGCUCUCAGCAGGUUCCCUGGAUCCACUCACCAAACUUGAUCGCCUGAAUCUGCGCAACAACAAACUCGAAAAUCUCAACGCUUCUUUACUCCAUAGCACCCGGAACCUUACCUACCUGUUCCUCUCCAGGAACAAGCUUAGUCGUGUACCCCAGAACAUUUUUCAGGAGCUCACUCAGCUCAAACAUCUCAGUCUGGAUGACAACCAACUCAGCAGCAUCCCCUCAGGACUGCUCAACCAUCUGAACGCCCUGGAGGAUGAGGGGCUGGAUCUGACUGCAAACCCGUGGAUGUGUGAUGGGAAGAUUGAGUACCUCUUCGGGUGGCUCCAGAAGAACCAAAAGAAAGCGUUCCUACCGGAGACCAUCAUUUGUUCCGGUCCUCAGUCUCUGAAGAGUCGCUCGGUGAUGUCACUCAAAGAGACUGAUAAGGUGGAGUGCGCAGACGUCUCGACCAUGACGUCAUUCCCUGUUGACGGUUUACCACCCGACACAACUGUGUUGUCCAUCUGGUCUACCCAGAUUUCCUCUAUUGAAGCAAGUCAUUUAAAUGCUGUGCCCUUUUUGAACAGGCUUCAACUGUACGCAAACAAAUUGGACAAACUUCCUUCAAAUCUACUGCAGAACGCUUCCCGGCUAAACUCAUUGGACCUCACUGGAAAUGAGCUUGGACAUCUUCCUCCAGGAGUCUUCAACCAGAAGUCACUCCGAAACCUAGUCCUCAAAAAUAAUCACAUUGAACAAGCAGACGCAGGGUGGUUUGCUGAUAACAACAGCUUAAUCUGGUUGGACUUGUCCGGGAAUCGGUUAUCAGAUAUCCCAACAGCUUUGCUUCAGAAGCUAAAACAUCUGGAACAUCUGGACUUAAGUGACAACAACCUGCAAGAUCUGCAACCAGAUGCCCUGAAGAACCUGCACCAUCUGGACAUUCUUAACCUCGCCAGGAACAAACUCACCACUCUUCCUCCAACAGCCUUCAGUCACAACCCGAACCUCUUACGUCUGUUUCUACAGGAAAAUCUUCUUAGAGAGCUUCCACCAUCCCUUUUCUCAGGUCUGCAGCGUCUUCAGAUGCUUCUUCUCAACCAGAACCGGCUCCAGCAUAUCCCCGAGGGCCUGCUAGAUGGCAGGAAUUCUUCUUUCCAGUUGAUCCUAGCAACAAACCCAUGGCUCUGUGAUGGGAAAAUACAGUAUCUGUGGAGGUGGCUUAAUGAGCAUACACAGAAUGUCUUUUAUUUGGAGGAGGUGACAUGCAACAGACCCGAAGAGCUCAAAGACAGACAAGUUGUGUCUUUAACUGAAAGUGAACUUGGUCUGGUCAGAUGAGAUGAU